Messenger RNA from Labrus mixtus (cuckoo wrasse), 3478 nucleotides. RefSeq names its product zinc-binding protein A33-like. NCBI's taxonomy places the organism in Eukaryota, Metazoa, Chordata, Actinopteri, Labriformes, Labridae. The transcript has 10 exons. Bases 69 to 1742 code for a protein of 557 amino acids. The record is from RefSeq and is a predicted model, not a curated record. Gene Ontology annotation, molecular function: protein binding; zinc ion binding.
ACCAAGGUCAUACAGCAGCUGAUCACACAUCUGUUAAGGAGUCUCUGUCUGUUAACCCAACCAGAAAUAUGGCCCCCGUCCUGUCCGAGGAUCAGUUUCGAUGCAGCAUCUGUCUGGACCUCUUCAAAAACCCUGUCUCCAUCUCAUGUGGCCAUAAUUUCUGCCUGGCAUGUAUUAAACGCUUCUGGGAUUCGAGACAUAAGCUGGAGUGUCCGCUCUGCAGAGAGACUUUCAAAAAACGCCCAGAUCUCAGGAUCAACGUCGUGUUAAAAGAGAUCACUGAAGCAUUCAAAAGAUCUCUGAAGGGCAAGCCAGUUUACAAGGUACAGCCAAGAAAGAAAGCUCUCCCUAAGGAACCCUCCAUGUCUGAUGAAGUCCCCUGCGACAUCUGCUACGACAGCCAAAUAAUGGGUGUCAAGUCGUGCCUUGUCUGCAGGAAGUCUUACUGUGAAGUUCACCUGACACCUCAUCUGAGGGAUCAAGUGUUGACCAAGCACACGCUGACUGAUCCCGCCACCUUUGUCAACAGUCACCUCUGCAAACAACACAACAUGCUCCUGGAGAAGUUUUGUGAGAGCGAUAAUUUACCUGUUUGUUUGAAAUGCACAGAGAAGGAACACAAACACCACAAGAUUGUUCCUAUGGACACGGAGACCAAGAAGAUCAGGUCUCAUAUGAGAAAGCUCAACGCAGAGUUCGAACAGGCAAUCCACACCAUGCUCAACAAGUGUGACGAGAUCAAGGCUUCAGUGGACUUGGGCAAAGUAAAUAAAGACAGAGAGAUAGAGGAAAGUGUUAAGGUUGCCACAAUGGUGAUAAGCACCAUAGAGACAAACCAGGCGUUGCUCAUUAAGCACAUGGAGGAGAAGCAACAAGCCUCUGAAAGGUCAGCGGAGGGGCUUCUCAAAGAGAUUGAGUGGGAGAUCAACGACCUGCAGAUUAAACGCACUGAGCUGCAGCAACUGGAGCACACAGCGGAACCCCUUCAUCUCAUACAGAGUUUCUCGUCUCUGAGUGCUCCAACAGGAACGAGGGACUGGUCGAAGGUCACAGUGCUCUCAGAAGACUACCUUGGGAUGGUUAGGACAGCUUUCUCCAACCUGGUGAAAGCCUGCAAUGAAAUGGAAAAGAAACUAUCAGCAGAUGAAGCCAUCCAACUGAGUCUAUAUGCAGUGGAUGUGACUCUGGAUCCUGCAACCGCUUCAGGCUGGCUCAUUCUGUCCCCGGAUGGAAAAAGGGUAAGCCUAAGUAGCCAGAAACUCAGUCGCCCAGUGGAUACCCUCAGGUUUGACUCCUGUGUCUCUGUUCUCGGGAAACAAAGUUUCACCUCUGGAAGAAGCUACUGGGUAAUCCAGGUGAGUGACAAAAGCGACUGGGAUCUCGGAGUGGCGAGGGAGUCCAUUAACAGGAAGGGGGCCAUCAUGGUGCGUCCUGACAGCGGGUACUGGGCGAUCUGCCGAAGAAAAGGCGGCAGUCUGAGUGCCUGCACUGGUCCCUCCGUCACCCUCAAUCUCCAGGCCGUCCCAAAUAAAGUGGGCGUGUUCCUGGAUUACGGGGCGGGGUCCGUGUCCUUCUACGACGCCGAGGCAAAGACCCACAUCUACACUUACAUCGGGUGUUCCUUCACUGAGCCUCUGUAUCCGUACUUAAACCCAUGUCUCCAUGACAACGGCAAGAACACAGCGCCGCUGGUUAUCUGUCCGGUAGAGCUCGGGUCUCCUGGCGAGGCUAUGUUGUUUUAAAGUGGAGACUUCAAAAUGACUUUUGAGCUCUAUGAGAAAUUUUUGAAUUGGAUGCAGAGUACAUACCGAUGUUAAGAUCUACACAGCCAGUUGCAGAAUGCAGUACAAUGCACUACAUUAAAGCUGUGUCACUCCGGUAUCCUACAAACCUGAUGUCCCCGUUAACAGGUGUCCUCGUGCCCCAGUAACGUCUUCUGCUCAUCUAAGACAUCUAUGGGGGCUUUUCUGUAAAGAUACAACACCUAAAGCUGUUCAUAGCUGUGUUUUAACCCCCCCCCCCCCCCAAAAUACUACCUGCUACAGAGUUAAGCCGUUUUCACAUAUGCACUCCGGAUAAUAUCUAGAUAUUUACCGGAGGACUGCUCCGGAGAUUCUCCCGAACUAGUCGUUCACAUAUGCUCCUCACAGCGGGGGACUUUUCCUGUCAGAGGGGAGGGGGGGCGGGGGAUUUCCCGAGGUAAGACGUGACGUAAACAAACAACGGGGAAGUAGCGGCCGAAGCAACAGAGUCCGCUACACGACGCUAUAAUGAGAAUAUUUGCCUUUAUAUCAAUGCUGUGUGUAAUCCAAUGGAAUGACAACAUCCACAAAAGAGAGGAGAACAACAUGCUGACGAACAGAAAACAGAAUGCAGCCGUUUUGUUACGUGCACGGAGAUCGUAGUGGUCGCGUGCAGACACUUUAGCCAGUCACUGUAUAAACGUCACUCGUGUCCCAUUGGCUUGACUUGAAAAUCUCCGGUGUAUAUUCGGCCGCGUUCAGACAUCAGCUCACUCGGAUAUUCUGCGGAUAAAAUACUAGGGGUCUGGCCGGAGAAACUCUGGGUAAAGUCCACGGCUGUUCGCGUUCACACACAGCCUAAAGAACCUCCGGGUAGCCAAAUCUCCGGAGUUUUUCAGGAGAUUUCCGUAUGUGUGAAAAGGGUUUUAGAGAGAUCUCAACUUCAGGAAACACACAAAAGAGAAACGGGGUGUAGGAGUUUACUCAACGGUUUCACUAUGCAGAUGCUGCAAAAGGGGAAAAAGGUGAACUCCCGAGAACAGAGGCGGGAAAACCGAUGCGGGUCGUGGAAAUAGUACGUUGCUGUGAAAGAAAACUUGGCAGCAGAAGUUCAAGAAAAGUAAAGAGAGAAAACUUGACAGGACUGUAAAUACCUUAUUGUAUAUUCUAAUAAUCCUGUUCCAGUAUGGAGUCAAUUUAAGCCACCACUAACUGUGGAACUAAAUGAUAUGGUGUUGAUCCAGUGGGAAAUGAAGAUUUUAAUCCUGAAUCACAUGUAUGUAAUAUAAAAGUUAUUGGAUAUUUUGUCUUUGACUCUGGUAAUGAAGCUUGUUUUUUAGAUCUUUUAGUGCCUUUAUGGGAGAGAUAGGUGGAUAGAGUUGGAAAUCAGGAAGAGAGAGAGAGAGAGAGAGAGGGGAAUGACAUGCGGGAAAGGAGCCACAGGUGGGAUUUGAACCUGGGCCGCCUGCUUGGAGGACGAAACCCUCAGUACAUUAGGGGUGCGCACUAACCACUGCGCCACCAGCACCCCGAUGUAGUUUAUUUUUUAUGCUCUCAAUACUCAUUUACAGCUGAUAAAUGUUUUAUCGCUUUGUGAACUGAUUUAUUUGUGCUUACCUUUGUGAAGAAAAAGAGAGAAACUAGAGGAGUCAUUUUUCUGAGGAUGUAAGCUUACACUGUACAUACACUGUAAACAUUUUGAUCUAAAUAAAGAUAUUUCUUUCUCAAUAAGAAAA